AUGGCGCCGCGUGCGCCGACGCCCGCGGCGGAAGUCGUUGGGAAUUCGUUUGUGAACCAGUUUUACACGAUUUUGCACACGUCGCCGGCGGUGCUGUAUCGGUUUUACACGAAUGAUUCGACGCUCAUCGUGAGUGGAGAGCACGGUGCGGCGAGUGAUGCGCCAACGACGUAUCGUACGCAACGGGACAUUCACAACAAGGUUGUGAGCAUGCGGUACGACGAGACCCAGGCGGAUGUGAAAUCGAUCGACGCCUCGCACACGCUGGGCGGCGGCGUGCUGGUGCAAGUGACUGGCGCGUUGCGACGAAAAGGUGAUGAUUUUGCGCGCAAUUUUGUGCAGUCUUUCUUGCUUGCGCCUCAGGAAAACGGUUUCUUCGUGUUGAACGACAUUGUUCGAUACUUGGACAAGGUCGACACUUCGGGGGAGAAGGCGCCCAAGGAGGCGAAGACGAGCGCCAAGCAGCAAGACGUCAAGGGGGAGUCGAAGACUAAGGCGGCGGAGGUCAAGUCGACGAAGAAGGAGAGUGGUGAUAACAAGGCGAAGGGUGACUCCAAGUCAACCGAGGACGAGGACGCGGGUGAAGUGGAUCCGAGCAAGCCGAGAACGUACGCGAUGAUGGCGGCUUCGGCGGCGGCGGCGGCGGCGGCGGCCAAGCCCACGGCAGCGACAGCCAAGCCCACGGCGGCGACGGCGGCGACGAUCUCACCGAUGACCUCGCCGAGCGCUACCUCGCCGAGUUCCAAGUCACCGGAUAAGGCGGAGCAAACGGUCGCGGCGACCAAGCCCGGAUGCGGUAUCUUCAUCAAGAACAUCUUCAUCGAAUCGACGGUGGAGGAUCUUGAGCGCGAGUUCAGCAAGUUUGGUGUCGUCCUCGGUGGUGCCAAGGGCAUCAAUCUGAAGGCACCGAAAUUGUCGCAUGAAACCAAGUUUGCUUUCAUCGACUUCGAUGAGCCAGCAUCGGCGCAGGCGGCUUUAGAGGCGACAAUCGAGCUUCACGGCAAGAUUUUAGUGGUUGAGAUGAAAAAGGCUUCAGUCGUCAAUGCCAAGGGCGUUGGCGCGAACGGGAAGAAGGAGUCGAAGGGACGAGAGGGGGGGGUCGAGCGCAAGGGUAGCGCUAAGAAUGGACGGCAACCGAAGAAGACUGAAGGUGCCGGUUCCAACAAAUGA
Ostreococcus lucimarinus CCE9901 is the source of this 1170-nucleotide messenger RNA. RefSeq lists its product with no specific name. The record is from RefSeq and is a predicted model, not a curated record. Gene Ontology annotation, molecular function: mRNA binding. Gene Ontology annotation, cellular component: cytosol; ribonucleoprotein complex. NCBI's taxonomy places the organism in Eukaryota, Viridiplantae, Chlorophyta, Mamiellophyceae, Mamiellales, Bathycoccaceae. The transcript has a single exon. The coding region runs from base 1 to 1170 and encodes 389 amino acids.